This is a messenger RNA of Marmota flaviventris (yellow-bellied marmot), 2002 nucleotides long. RefSeq names its product sushi domain containing 6 (gene Susd6). Lineage: Eukaryota; Metazoa; Chordata; Mammalia; Rodentia; Sciuridae. The record is from RefSeq and is a predicted model, not a curated record. Gene Ontology annotation, biological process: DNA damage response.
GCCGCCGCCGCCGCGUUCCAUUCUCCGAAGCCGGCGACCGCCUCGUUGCCUCCCUCCCUCUCGCCUGCCUCCUCCUCCCGCAGCGCCGGCCAGCGCAAACUAGACAAGGGCACGCGGGGCCUCGCCGAGACCCGAAAGGGUUGCAGGCUCGCGCAGCGACGGAGUGGAUCCCGCGGCGCGGAAGCUGCGAGUGUCCCCCUCCCGGAGGUCUCCGCGCCGCUCCCGGGUGAAUUUACUCCCUGACUGGCAUUAGAAUUCUUCUGGAAUUUUAAAUUUUUUCUUUUAAAAACACUUGGACGGAUAAAAGAUGUGCCAUGGCAGGAUAGCACCAAAGAGCACCUCAGCAUUUGCCGUGGCCUUCGUGGGACAUGGAGUGUUCCUUCCACUGGUGAUCUUUAGCACCCUGCUUGGAGACGGUUUUGCCUCUGUGUGUCCCCUGCCCCCGGAGCCAGAGAAUGGUGGCUACAUAUGCCACCCCCGGCCCUGCAGAGACCCCUUGACAGCAGGCAGUGUCAUCGAGUACCUCUGUGCAGAAGGCUACAUGUUGAAGGGUGACUACAAAUACCUGACGUGUAAGAAUGGCGAGUGGAAGCCAGCCAUGGAGAUUAGCUGCCACCUCAACGAGGACAAAGAAACCCACACAUCACUCGGGGUUCCCACACUGUCUAUAGUGGCUUCCACUGCCAGCUCCGUGGCGCUCAUUCUCCUCCUCGUGGUGCUGUUUGUGCUGCUGCAGCCAAAGCUGAAGUCUUUCCAUCACAGCAGGCGUGACCAGGGAGUAUCUGGGGACCAGGUCUCCAUUAUGGUGGAUGGAGUCCAGGUCGCACUACCUUCAUAUGAGGAAGCUGUGUACGGCAGUUCCGGUCAUUGCAUGCCACCCGCUGACCCCAGAGUGCAAAUUGUGCUGUCAGAAGGGUCUGGGCCUAGUGGGAGGAAUGUGCCGAGGGAUCCACAGCCGCUGGGCCAAGGGGCCUGCUCCUCUGCAGGUGGAGAGGAUGAGACCCCAGGCCAGUCUGGACUAUGUGAAGCCUGGGGCUCCCAGGGCUCAGAGACUGUGAUGGUGCAUCAGGCAACCACCUCUUCUUGGGCAGCAGGCUCAGGGAGCAGCCGACUGGCACACAAAGAAGCGGCAGAUUCCGAGAAUAGUGACAUACAAAGCCUUUUAUCCCUCACAUCGGAGGAGUACACAGAUGAUAUCCCACUGUUAAAAGAAGCAUGAGGGCUACCAGCAGCCUUUCUCCUUUUCUGCAAGGGUCCUCUCUGCCCUUCUUCCCUCUCCCACUGGGUCUGAGCACCCUGUACUCUCCAGCCACCCCACCUGGACACCUGAGCUGCCACCUGUGUAUCUGUGUGUCUCUGAAGGCCUGUAGGCCACCUCGCUGGAAACUCAAGGAAGAUUCUCGCCAUCUGCCUGGACAGCUGGAGGAGCUGGCUUUUUGCCCGGCUCAGCCUUCCCAUCUGUCGGGGACAUAUUUGAAUGUGCUGGAUCGAACUCUCCCUUUUCCUAAGCUUUUGGGUCCCUUCCAGCCAGCUCUCUGGUGGCAGCCCCCACAGUCCUUGUGGGCCUGAGUGCCACCGUGUUUACUUGUGCCUUCCCUCACCCCUUCAGUUUCCUAUCAUGCAGGCAUGUUGCUGUCUACAGGCCUUAAUGGCUGCUGCCCUUGCACACAGGGCCUGGGCCUGGGGCUAGCAUUGGUGCCCCUUGCAGGAGCAGAUCCAAGAGUGAGCUCUCAAGGUAGGAGUGGCUCUCGCUGGGGCAGGAGUGUGGGUGCCUGGGCUUGCCUUGAGCUGACACUGGUGGCACAUUUCCUUGACUGAAAAUGGAAGAUUUGGAAAAUUAUGCCAAAGCUGUCCCGGCACCCAGUUGUCCAGCUCAGGUGCAGCCUCCUCACUCUGUCAAGUUGAGAGUUUCCAGAAACAUCCAGAAGAUCUUGAGGGAGAGAAGGAAGGUGACUGAUAAUGAUCAUCUUCCUAAUAUGCAAGUUCUCACUUCCUGCUUCCA